AUGGCGGCGGCGGCGUUGAUGGACCCGGCGAAGGACUGUGUGACCUUUGAGGACGUGGCCAUUUACUUCUCCCAGGAGGAGUGGGGACUCCUUGAUGAGGCUCAGAGACUCCUGUACUGCGAUGUGAUGCUGGAGAACUUUGCACUGAUAGCCUCACUGGGACUUACAUCUUUCAGGUCUCAUGUAGUUGCCCAGCUGGAGAUGGGGGCAGAGCCCUGGGUGCCUGACCGAGUGGACAUGACGUCAGCCAUGGCAAGAGGGGCAUAUAGAGGGCCUGGCUCAGAUUUUUGCCAUGGAACAGAGGGUGAGGAGUCACCUGCUGAGCUUAGUGUUUCUGUAGAAGUGUCACAGGACAUGAAUCCCAAGGUGGUUCCAUCCACCCAGAAAGGCUACCCCUGUGACCUGUGUGGCCUACACCUGAAAGACAUUGUGCACCCGGCUGAACACCAGGCAACACAUCCCUGGCAGAAACCACAUGUGUGUGAGGCAUACAGGAGAGAGUUCAAGUUCAAUGCCAACCUUCACCAACCACAGAUGCAGCAGAACGUGGACAAGCCUAUCGCAAGGAACGAAGGCAGCACCUCGCUUGUGAAGAGCUGCAGAGAUGACACAUCAAAGAAACCUUUCACACUGAGGGAGGGUGGGAAGGCCUUUGUGUCCAGAUGUGGUUUUCUCCAGCACCAGGUCACUCCCUGUGUAGUGGAGCCACACCACAGCCCCGAAGGCGUGGUGGAUUUUCCCGCUAUGCAAUUCCGUAAGAAGUGCAGUGAAUUUCAGAACGCUCUCAGUGACAAAUCCUCACUUGUUCAGCAGAGGACCCACACUGGAGAAAGGCCUUAUGAGUGCAGCAAAUGUGGGAUAUUCUUCAGCUACGCCGCUGGCCUCUUUCAACACCAGAGAGAUCACAAUCGAGGAAAACCUUAUGAGUGUGGUGAAUGUGGGACAUUCUUUAGCCAGCAGUCCAGUCUCAUCAAACAUCAGAGAGUUCACACUGGUGAAAGCCCUCAUGUGUGCAGCGAAUGCGGGAAAUUCUUUAGCCGAAGCUCCAAUCUUAUUCAACAUAAGAGGGUGCACACUGGAGAAAAGCCUUAUGAGUGCAGUGAAUGUGGGAAAUUCUUUAGCCAACGUUCCAACCUCAUUCAUCAUAAGAGGGUUCAUACAGGUAAAAGUGCUCAUGAGUGCAGUGAGUGUGGAAAAUCCUUCAACUGCAACUCCAGCCUAAUUAAACAUUGGAGAGUUCACACUGGAGAAAAACCUUAUAAGUGCAAUGAAUGUGGGAAAUUCUUUAGCCACUUUGAUGGACUUGUUCAACAUCAGAUAGUUCACACUGGUGAACGACCCUAUGGGUGCAGCGUUUGUGGGAAAGCCUUCAGCCGAAGCUCCGACCUCAUGAAACAUCAGCGAGUUCACACUGGUGAACGGCCUUAUGAGUGCAGUGAAUGUGGGAAACUGUUUAGCCAAAGCUCCAGCCUCAAUAGCCAUCGGAGACUUCACACUGGUGAACGGCCUUAUCAGUGCCCUGAAUGUGGGAAAUUCUUUAGCCAACGCUCCAGCUUCAAUAACCAUCGGAGACUUCACACUGGUGAGCGGCCUUAUGAGUGCCUUGAAUGUGGGAAAACCUUCAGACAAAGUUCUAAUCUGAGGCAGCACCAGAAAGUUCACAAACCAGAUAAGCCAUAUAAGUGCAAUGAAUGUGAAAAGGCCUUCAGCCAAAGGUCUACCCUCAUCCGGCAUCAGAAAAUUCACACCAGAGAAAGGAGUUCAGAGAAUGUGCACCCUCCUUCUUCUGCACGACAGCACCCACUAGAGAUUAACUCUGAGAGUGGUCUUUAUGAGGGAGCUGUCAGCCAGAAGUUGAACCUUGUUCAUCCAAAUAUCUAUGCUGGAGAGAUUCCCAAUGGAUGUUCCAUGGCCCCAGAAGUGCUUAAGGACCCUACACAGGAACAGAUUAGUCUUUCUCACAUCAGGACCAUGGGCACUGCUUUCUUCCCCAGUUCCCCGGAAAACCAAAGGUCUGUCCUUGUUCAGCAUGAGAAAAUCCACAGUGGAGAAAGGUUUUACAAGUGCCGUGAAUGUGGGAAAGCCUUUAGUCAAAGGUCUUCUCUGAUUCAGCACCAAGUAUUCAAUCAGAUAGGCUUUAUGAGUACAGUGAAUUAA
Molecule: messenger RNA, 2157 nt
Organism: Lipotes vexillifer (Yangtze River dolphin)
Lineage: Eukaryota; Metazoa; Chordata; Mammalia; Artiodactyla; Lipotidae
Gene: ZNF792
Product: zinc finger protein 792
Exons: 7
Coding region: 1-2157 (718 amino acids)
Biological process (GO): regulation of DNA-templated transcription
Molecular function (GO): DNA-binding transcription factor activity, RNA polymerase II-specific; RNA polymerase II cis-regulatory region sequence-specific DNA binding
Source: RefSeq, a predicted model, not a curated record